AUGAAACUGGCUUGGUCAGCGGAAGAACUGCAAUGCAGAAAUGAUUGGACAAGCUCUGUAUGCGCAGUGGACGAAUUACCCGGAAGCAAACAUGUACUGUGCGCUUGGAUUUCGGGACAGGAGGCCGCUGUAAUGGAAUCAAAGGCUGAUAGUGAUGUUGCCGAGGGUAUUACAAAACUUCUGCGGCGUUUUACAGGAAAUCCUUGUCUUCCAUACCCACAAAUGAUGUUACGCUCGCGAUGGGCGUCAGACCCUCAUUUCUGCGGGGCAUACUCUUAUAUGAGUUGCUGUUCGACCGUUAGCCACCAGUGCGAAUUGGGCACCCCCGUUCCAGGGCCAUGCGAUCCACAGCCACCAAUACUAUUGUUCGCGGGUGAAGCUACAGUCCCCGGCUAUUUUGCAACUGUACAUGGUGCAAGGCUUAGCGGCAUCCGUGAAGCUGAGCGCAUAAUAUUGCUAACCAAAAAAUUUAAUGGUCCACCUCAG
Molecule: messenger RNA, 486 nt
Organism: Iphiclides podalirius (scarce swallowtail)
Lineage: Eukaryota; Metazoa; Arthropoda; Insecta; Lepidoptera; Papilionidae
Source: the annotation of a GenBank genome assembly